AUGUCUUGCUACAGCGAGUCCUGCGGUCCCUGUGGGGUGACCUGCCCUCAGCCGAUUGCCGAGAGCUACAAUGAGCCAUGUGUGCAGCAAUGCCCGGACUCCAGAGCAGUGAUCUUCCCCCCGCCGGCUGUGGUGACAGUCCCAGGCCCCAUACUCAGCUCUUUUCCUCAGGAGAGCAUUGUGGGAUCGUCAGGCCCAGCCUGGCUGGGGGGUUCCUCCAGUUCCCAAAGCUCCCGGGGCUAUGGGAGCUCCUUUGGUUUGGGGGAGAAUAGGGGCUCCUUUGGUUUGAGAGGCAAUGGGGGUUAUGGGAGCUCCCUGGGUUUGAGGGGCUAUGGGAGCUCCUUGGGCUCGGGGGGUUCCUCUGGUUAUGGGGGUUCGCAGGGCUAUGGGAGCACCCUGGGCUUGGGGGGUUCCUCUGGUUAUGGGGGUUCCUGGGGCAAUGGGAGCUCCUGUGGUUUGGGGGGUUAUGGGAGCUCCUUGGGCUUGGGGGGUUCCUCUGGCUAUGGAGGCUACAGGGGCUCACUUGGGUAUGGCCAUUCCCUAGGUUCUGGAGGUGACGUGGGCUCCAGGGGCUCCCUGGGCUACGGGGGCCAGUAUGGGUCCAGCGGGAGGUCCUACAGCUCUGGCUUCUCCUCCUGUGGCAUGGGGUGUUACCUGCCUGGUGCGCAGAGGUGGGUCAGGUCCCGCCGUGGGAGCUGUGGGGCUUUCUAAAGCUGCCAGGAGGUGCCCAGAACCACCAACAGCCCUGAAGCAAGGACCACAGCAUGAGGGCAUGGA
Messenger RNA from Phalacrocorax carbo (great cormorant), 777 nucleotides. Lineage: Eukaryota; Metazoa; Chordata; Aves; Suliformes; Phalacrocoracidae. The record is from RefSeq and is a predicted model, not a curated record.